Messenger RNA from Macrosiphum euphorbiae (potato aphid), 5211 nucleotides. Lineage: Eukaryota; Metazoa; Arthropoda; Insecta; Hemiptera; Aphididae. The record is from the annotation of a GenBank genome assembly.
AUGGGAGUAUUUGAAGAAGCGAAAAUUCGUUUAUCGGAUAUACAAAAACGUAUUAACCGAGUACGUUGCGCUGGAGACGAAUUGACAACUACUCCUACCAACCAAACAGCGAAAACCAAAUUUCGGAUGAUGUACGCAACAGUCCUACGUCUUCAAGAGGAAUUUGAGUCACAGAUUGCAAUAAUCAUCAAGCAGCUAGGGAAGCCAGAUCAGAAGAGUGAAGAGGACACCUCGCCUGAAGAUCUACGAGAAAAAUUCGACGAGGCCUAUUUCAGUAUUAUGAUUGUAGCAGACGAAUACCUACCAACACACCAGCAGCACUCCAGAGCAGAUGAUACGUUUAUUGAAGCCAGUUACUCUCGCAACAAAACCCAGUUGAUACCAUUAGAAAAAUUGUCUAUACCGCGAUUUAGAGGGGAUGUGAAAGAGUACACAGGUUUUCGUAAUUUAUUUGACACAUUCGUACACAACAACUCAGAUUAUCUAACAGUCGUAAAAUUUAGCUAUUUAAGAGCAUAUCUAGAGGGUGAACCGUUAAAGAUUAUCACUAACUUGACGUUAAGUGAUGAUAACUAUAAUCUAGCUUUAAAAUUGUUGGAUAAUCGUUACUCGAACCGCCGUAUUAUUGCUCAGAGUCAUUUCGAUCAGUUGUGGAACAUGCCGAAAGCAGUGUUUGGUGAUGAAAAAACCAUUCGGCAGGUAUUGAGCAUAAUUACGGAGUCAGUUGGUGCCCUCAAGAACCAAGGUUAUGCAGUCGAUCAAUGGGACCCUAUUUUACUACAUCUGUUCCAGAUGAAGAUUGAUCAGCAGCUACGAGUUCAAUGGGAACUUCUAAUAGACACCAAUGAUGACCCUAGUGUGGAUGAAUUUACUACGUUCUUGACGAAGUUUUGCAAAGCUGCAUCUGCCAGCCGUCCCGCUAAUGUGCGUGAAAACGUGGCAUACACUAAAUCCCAACCAAAACUGACCACCUUACACACUGCACAACAACACCAUAAGUCAGCAUCACCGGGGCACAACUACCAAAGUGAGAACAAACGUCAAUUUACAUGCCAAGUUUGUAAAGCGAAACCAGGCCAUCUAUUAAUCGCUUGCUCCGUUUUCAAAGGGAAAACACCGAGAGAACGAUAUCAGACCAUAAGAGAGUUAAAUCGCUGUUUUUUGUGUUUCAGUGAACACACGGUCUCAAAGUGUAAACAUAACAAGGUGUGUUCGGAAUGUGGGGGUAGUCACUAUUCACUUUUACAUUUUGACACCAAAGAAUCUGAAUCUGAACCAACGGUUGAACCUCCAGCAACACCACCAACCAUGUCCACCUGCUUUUCAUCUUUGGAUACUAGACCUUAUCAUACAAGUGUUCUGAUGUCAACCAUAAUUGUUCACGUUCAAGAUGCUAAUGGACAUCAGCAAGAAGCAAGAGCCUUACUAGACAGUGGAAGUCAGACCAGUUUUAUUACCGAAUAUUGUCGAAAACGAUUAGGCUUACCACGCCAAAAAUGCUGUAUAGCUGUACAAGCGGUUGCAGGCAUGCCGGUUCCUUCGAUAAAGGCAAAAACCAUUCUAAUCAUUAGACCUGUUCGACAGGAAACCCCUCAGUUCACGGUCGAUGCUUUUGUUCUCCCCCAAAUAACCGGACUAAUUCCGUCGGAGUGUGUGAUAAAAACCGAGUGGCCACACAUCGAUAAACUUGACCUGGCUGACCCCAGAUAUAAUGAACCAGCCCCCAUUGACAUCCUACUAGGGGCAGAGGUUUUCCCUUAUAUCAUCCGAGGAAAUCGAAGAGAGGGGACUGAUCGUGAGCCAGUCGCCAUCGAAACCGUAUUUGGAUGGGUUUUAAUGGGGCGCUCUUCGGUCAGCCCGACCGCUACCACUACUACGUUGUGCACUUCCUUAGAAUUGGUCAAUACCUCACUACGUCGUUUUUGGGAAAUUGAAGAACUUCCUAACAUCGUCAAAACCAGCCCUACGGAAGAACAAUGCGAGAAGAUCUACCAUACCACUACCACCAGACAGUCUGAUGGACGAUACGUAGUUCAUCUACCAUUUAUAGAGUACCCACCUACACUUGGAGAAUCUCGUCAUCUUGCUUUAAAGCGACUAAUGCAAUUAGAAUCUCGUUUGGAAAAAUCAACGCAAUUAAGGAGUGACUAUAACGAGGCUAUGUACGAUUAUCUCGAAUCUGGGCACAUGAAUCGAGUUGAAACUACUGCAACCAAUGACACUUCGUCAUACUAUAUUCCACACCAUGCUGUCUUGAAGCCAGGAAGUACUACCACAAGAGUACGCGUGGUCUAUGAUGCAUCUGCAACCUCGACAAACGGAAAAUCAUUGAACGAUCACCUCUAUCCUGGACCUAAACUCCAACAGGAUCUGCCUGGAAUAAUAAUACGUUUUCGAUUGCACAAAGUGGUUUUUACGACAGAUAUUAAACAAAUGUUUAGACAGAUCGUCGUUACCCCAGACCACCGAUCAUACCAGCGACUGCUUUUUCGAUUUAAACCCUCUGAUCCAGUGCAAACGUUUGAGAUGUCCACUGUCACGUUUGGUCAACGUUCAUCGCCGUUUUUGGCAAUAAGGACAUUACACCAGUUGGCAACUGACGAAGCCAAGAACUACCCAGCUGUUGAGCGAAUCAUCCUCAAUGAUUUAUAUGUGGACGAUGUCGCUACUGGAGCUGAUUGUGAAUCAAGUGCUCUUAAACUGCAGCAAGAUCUGAUAAAGGUAUUCGACCGUGGUUGUUUUGAACUAAGGAAAUGGUCUAGCAAUUCUGUCGCGUUGUUAGAGGCCGUUCCGCCGGACUGUCGCCAAACAGACCCGGUUACCUUUGAUGAGCCUACGUCAGAUUACACCAAAGUUCUCGGGUUAAAAUGGGAACCUAACCACGACAUCUUGGCAUACCAAUAUCAACCUAACCCUGUACGCUUUAAUAAGCGUGCCAUCCUAUCAGAAAUUGCACGCAUUUACGAUCCGAUUGGACUGCUGACACCAGUCAUCACUAGCCUAAAAUGCAUCAUGAAAUAUUUGUGGUCCAUUGGAGUUGGGUGGGAUGAUCAGAUUCCGGAUGAUGCCACAAAAGUAUGGUCCCAAUAUCAUGAAGAGCUGCCCUUCAUCGGAUUGAUCAAAAUACCACGUCAAGUGACAACAGAAAAGGGUACUUACGAACUUCACGGGUUCUGUGACAGUUCAGAAAUAGCAUACGCUGCAGCAGUUUAUCUUCUGGUACGAUCAACCAAUACCACUCAAUGUCACCUUCUCAUGGGAAAGUCCAAAGUAGCACCAGAAAAGAAAUUGUCGAUUCCGCGACUCGAACUUUGUGGAGCUUUACUCCUCGCCCGGACUAUUGAAUAUGUACGAACCAAUUUAACUUCAUUGCAGAUCACAAACGUCACUGCCUGGUGUGACUCCACAGUAGUGCUCACAUGGAUCCAAAUGCCAACGGCAAGAUUGAAAACGUUUGUGGCGAAUCGCGUCGCUCAAAUUCAGCAUAUGACCUCAUCUGACAGCUGGAGACAUGUACCCACUGCACAAAAUCCAGCAGACUGUGCCACUCGUGGCUUGACUCCGAAAGAAAUAAUUGAUCACCCUAUCUGGUGGACCGGCCCGCAAUUUCUUACUCAACCUUCGGAAACAUGGCCGCAAGUAACCAUCUCCAACACUGUCGAACCGGGAGAACACAAUGUCGAAGAAAAACCCUUGAUACUACUAGCCGUCCAAGUUGAAGAAGAGAGUAAGCUCUUAACCUCAUCAGCUGACCUCCCUAAAGUCCUCCGUCUCACUGCAUACUGGUUACGGCUUCGGAGACGUUUAGCCCACCAACCAAUGGUAUUUGAUGAAAACCAAUCACCGGGAAUAAAAGAGAAAAAUGAAGCGUUACUUGCUUUAUUACGAUGGGUACAGCGCGUACACUUCGCAGAUGAUUUGAAACUUCUUACCGCAGGUCGAAACUGUUCAACCAAACUCCGGUUAUUGAAAGCAUUUAUAGACCCAAUGGGGGGUCUCCUCAGGGUGGGCGGGAGACUUCGCGAGUCUGAUUUACCGUUUAAAAAUCGCCAUCCUAUCUUAUUACCGAAGAACUCCCAGUUGACGAUACUAUUAAUCGAUUUUGUCCACCGUCAGCAUUGUCACCCAGGACCUCAAACAACUCAGAACAUUCUUCAACAAGAAUAUUGGAUCAUUUCCGCUCGAAGUUUCAUACGAAAACGACUCCGUCAAUGCGUAUCCUGUUUCAAAGCCAGUCCGAAGCCCUUGCAGCCUAGUAUGGGAGACUUACCGAAGCCAAGACUAGUUGGUACAAAACCAUUCUCUCACGUGGGUGUUGAUUUCGCUGGACCGUUCUUCGUAAAAGCCGCUCUUCUAAGACGGAUCCAGACGACCAAAGGGUACUUAUGUAUUUUUGUAUGUAUGGCAACUCGUGCGGUCCAUUUGGAGCUAGUCAGUGAUUUGUCAACAGCUCUCUUCCUCGCGGCCCUUGACCGAUUUAUUAGUCGUCGUGGAAGAUGUACUGACCUCUACAGCGAUUGUGGCACAAAUUUUGUAGGAGCAAAACGCUAUUUAAAGGAAGUCCAAGAUCUUAUUGACUCUUCAAACACAGCAACGGAUCUGAAUAAACGCCAAAUUCAAUGGCAUUUAAAUCCACCAGCCGCUCCACACAUGGGCGGACUUUGGGAAGCAGCGGUUAAGUCUGCAAAAACGCUACUUCAUCGUACCAUCCACGACCAAAUAUUAACCUAUGAAGAAUUAAAUACCAUUUUUCAUCGAGUAGAGGCCACCCUUAACUCACGUCCUCUAGGAGCCAUGUCCUCGGACCCGAACGAUCCUCAACCUCUGACCGCUGGACAUUUCUUAACUAUGGGACCUCUGGGUACGCUACCUGCACCUACCACGUCAUCUAUCAGUUCAAGACUCGGACUUCACAAACGAUGGGCUCUUGUCCAACGAAUACAACUACACUUCUGGGAACGUUGGCAGAAAGAUUACCUACAUACCUUGCAAAUAAGAUCCAAGUGGCACAAGGACGAACGUAAUCUCCUGAUCGGGGACCUUGUCAUUGUCAAAGAACCAACACCCCCUCUCACUUGGAAAACUGCACGGGUCGUGGAAGUUCACCCGGGUGAAGAUGACGUAGUACGUGUGGCCACAGUUCGUGAUGCAGACGGCAAACUAUACAAACGUCCAGCCGCAAAGUUGUGUCUAUUACCACUAGAUAUUUGA